Messenger RNA from Theileria equi strain WA, 561 nucleotides. RefSeq names its product 60S ribosomal protein L13, putative. Gene Ontology annotation, biological process: translation; negative regulation of translation. Gene Ontology annotation, molecular function: mRNA binding; structural constituent of ribosome. The coding region runs from base 1 to 561 and encodes 186 amino acids. Gene Ontology annotation, cellular component: mitochondrial large ribosomal subunit; ribosome. The transcript is spliced from 5 exons. NCBI's taxonomy places the organism in Eukaryota, Apicomplexa, Aconoidasida, Piroplasmida, Theileriidae. The record is from RefSeq and is a predicted model, not a curated record.
AUGUUUUUGUCUGUUGCCCGUUCGGCUCGUUCUCUUCGGAGUUCGUUCCACGAAUCUCCUGUAAAUCCCUUUUCAAAGGUCCAAUGGAUAUCAAGACCAUUUUUGAAAAAAAAUAUGCCUUCAAUAUCUCCUCUGGCGACCCCGCAUAAAAGCUUGAAGGCAAUCACACACAUGAACACACCGACGGGAAAUUGGCACAUUAUAGAUGCUGCAGACAGGACAGUCGGAAGUGUAGCAUCGCAUAUCUCGAUAUUGCUCCAGGGCAAGCAUUUGCCAACCUAUGAAACAAACAAGGUUUCUGGAGAUAACAUAAUCGUUGUCAAUGCAGUGAGACUGGUGAUGAAUGGCCACUCCUGGGAUACAAAGGUCUACAAAUUCGACAGAAAAUCGCAUUCAAAGGGGCCAAAAAUCAUAACUGCCAAGACUUUGAUGGCUAGGAAUCCCGCAAUGAUUCUCAAUCUUGCUGUAAAGAGGAUGCUUCCCAGGAAUAAACUGAGAUCUCUCCGGUACAGGUUUGCUUGCUUGCUUUUACUCCACACCUACCCGUUUAACCAACGCUAA